CCGCCUCCCGCUCCCAGAGGCCGGGUGGGCGGCGGGAUGGCGGCGGCAGCGGCGCGGGGCCGGGUGCUGUGCCUCUUCGACGUGGAUGGGACCCUGACACCGGCUCGGCAGAAAAUCGAGCCGGAGGUGGACGCGUUCCUGCGGGAGCUGCGGGAGAGGGUGCACAUCGGCGUGGUGGGAGGCUCCGACUACGCCAAGAUAGCCGAGCAGCUGGGGGACGGCGAUGAAGUCAUCAAUAAGUUUGACUAUGUCUUCGCAGAGAAUGGCACAGUGCAAUACAAGAAUGGGCAGCUGGUCUCCAAACAGGCCAUUCAGGACCACUUGGGAGAAGAGCUGCUGCAGGAUCUGAUCAACUUCUGUCUCAACUACAUGGCGCUGCUGAAGCUGCCCAAGAAACGAGGAACCUUCAUUGAGUUUCGCAACGGGAUGCUGAACAUCUCCCCCAUCGGACGCAGCUGCACCCCAGAGGAGCGAAUCGAGUUCUCCGAGCUGGACAAGAAAGAGCGGAUCCGGGAGAAGUUUGUGGCAGCCUUGCAGAGGGAGUUUGCUGGCAAAGGCCUGCGUUUCUCUCGAGGUGGCAUGAUCAGCUUUGACGUCUUCCCAGAGGGCUGGGACAAGCGCUACUGCCUCAACGUGCUCGACGACGAGAGAUUCGACACCAUCCACUUCUUUGGGAACGAGACGACCCCUGGAGGGAACGACUAUGAGAUCUAUGAUGAUCCCCGCACAGUGGGACACAGCGUCCAGAACCCACAGGACACGGUCCAGCGGUGCCGCGAGAUCUUCUUUCCGGAGAGAGCAAACGAGUGCUGACUGCCUCAGGUCCCGCAGCCCUGCCCCAGCCCUGCCCUCGCCCCCGCCAGGAAAAGCACCUUCACUUGAGGAAUCUGCUCAGGGUAGACUGGAAAUCCCCGCUGUCCAGAGCUGGUUGGGAUGUAAGGCGUGAGCGCAGGUGGGUGCGCAGGAGGGGGCUGUUGCUGAACAGCCCUUUGGCACUCCCCAUCUGCGGCUGGGGCUCAUAGGACCAGACCCUCCUUGCCUCCAGAAAAACUUCUCUCUUGACAGUUUGGGCUGUGGUGGGCAGCGGUGCAGAUGCUUUCUUGGUCAGAAAGCAUUGAAAGGGCCAGUCACAAGAGUGUGUGUGUGUCCAUCCCGUGCUCCCUCCUCUCUUCUCUUCUUUUUCGCCCUGUUUCUCGUAACACCUCUGCACGAGGGAAUAUGUAUGUGUCUCACCUUUCUCUCCCCUUUGCACCAUGGCUGGGGAGGCUGGGGCUGCUGAGGCCCCAGGCACCCUCCCUGGAGCUGCUCCAAGGCAGGAAGCCAGGAAGGCUGUUUUCUCCAAGUAGGAAGGGGUAGCUGUGACCCCAGCUCAUUGCAGUGCUGGGCAUCCUAACAGAGGGGGUCACCACGUCCUUCACCUCAAUGCCACGCCGUGCCAGUCACUACAGGUGGCCUGGGACUGACAGUUUUAAAAUGACUGGGCUCCUGCUCUGAGCUUUGCUCAAGUGCGUGAAGAAACUAAUUCUCUCUUUAGCUUACAAAAAACCCCAGGAUUUGUUUCCUAUGUUCCCAAAUCAGACCUUGCCUGGUGUGGCUGGAGGACGCCAGUCACCUGAUGUGUGCAGAGCACUCUGUGGAGCAGCUGUGGGCAGGCGGCUUCCCAGUCCUAUACCCGCUGACAUGCCUAUUAGUUGUCACAGGUGUGUCAGUGUAAAACCUUACCCAGGGCAUUCAUAGCAGACAAGGUCACCUUCCUUCCCAGUGCUCAGCUUUCCAUCCUGCUGCCAGAGGCAUUCUCGGAACGGGCCAACACAGGCCAGACCUGGUUCGUAGUGCCAAUGGAGGUACCCCCUCCACAGUGUCCUCCAAGCUUGCUUUUCCACCCCAUCUCAUUCCACACACUCAGUUUACAUGGUCACCUUUAGGGAGGCAGGAUCUCCAGUACAGUGGUCGUGUGUCCUGCUCCUCUCUUCUCCCGGGUCUCUCCUUCGGCCCGUGACUUCCUCCUUCAUGUUGCCCCUUUAUUCCUGGCAGCUGUGCUGGGACAUGUGGCUGCACCAAUGACACUAGUCACAACUUGGUACUCCAGAGAAGCUCAGGGAUCCCCUCCAGGGAGAUGUCCACUUAUAGCUACCCAGGGCACACAGAUCUGGUGUUUGUGGACCUAGAAUAUAACGAAGGUUCCUGCACACACCACCCCUCAUUGCUCCCCAGGAGCCUUUCUCACCACGUCCCUGCUGGUAUGGCACUGCCCUGUCUCUCGGUCCUGUUUUCUCUCCCCUUUUUCUCCUGUUCCUGCUGUCCUUGCCAUUGCUCUUCAUCUCCCACCUAAUAGGGGGACUGCAGAGAGAAGUUUCUCAGCUGGCUACCACCACUGUCACCAAGGGACCGCAUGCACCAGGUGAGAUAUGUUGGUGCUUUUAGACCCAGGGCAGAGCUCCCAUGUGGCCAUGGGCAGAGUCCUGAGUGGUCCUUGGCACUGCUGCCUGGCUGCAUGUGCAGGGGUGCUGCAUGACCAGUGCUGGUGGGGUGCUUCCUCCUCCACCUGACUGCACCACUUAACUCUACAAUGCAUCAGGUCUGUAAUGCAUCACGUUUGCAUGAGCACAGGGGUCUGCCCAGCAUCCAGAAAUCCCCAACAAAUGCACAAACUCCUCUUUCUACCCAGAGAUUUCUGUGUGGCAGAAGAGGAUCUGUUGGAGAAACCUGAAUGCAGGGUACCCUUUUCAUAGGCCACUGGUUUUGGCUCCCCACUGAAACCUUCAUGGAGGAAUCGUGUGUUUUGUGGUUCUUCCUUCUCUGUUUCACUGUGAAUCCGGUGAUGUGUGUGGUCUGAGGGGUGUGUGUGUAAUGUUCCUGUAAGUCUGUUCAAAGCCAGCAGGAGCUCUUGUGAGUUUAGUGGUGAGUGAAGAGCAGGGCCUGGCCCUGAAGUCACAAGACACUGUGGUGGCUGAGAUGACUUGCACAUUUGAAGGGAAGGACAGGCUCUGUCCAAGGCUGCUCCUGGUGGCAGCACGUCCCUUGCUCAGGGUGGGGUGAGUUGCAGAACAGAGGCAGGGUUGACCUCCGAGGCACCUGCCAUCACUAUCUCUGCUCAGGAGCUCACGAGUGCAUGGCUGGGAUCAAGCCCAGGAACCUUCCCUGUUCCUGCCUCUGGCUUACACCAAGCCUGGGCCAGUUGAGGGCACCUCCCAGCAGGAGACGCUGUCCUGCUGGAGGGAUGAGGAUGGCAUCAGAAGUAGCUGGGGCAGCACCUCAGAGUCACAGCGUGGCUGAGGUUCAAGGGGUCUCAUCUGCUCCCACCCUCCUGCUCAAGCAGGGCCACUGAGUCCCAGCUGCCUGCCCGGUAUUUCUGCAGGCAGGGCUGAGGCACAGCGCUGGGGUGGGAGCCCUGCGCCUGCCCCUGAGACCCCUUUGCCAUGAUGCUCCUCUCCCGGCGGGUGCCCACGGUGUAAGUUGGGGAUUCUCCUGUGUAUGUGUGAGCGAGCAGAUGUGGUGGGCCCUGUGUCAGGGAGUGUCUUGCCAUGCGGCUCCAUAUCUGUGCGAGAUGGGCAGCUCCUGUCUGGCAGAUACCAACUGUUAAAUAAGAAAUAUAUUUAAAUACAGAUAUAUCUAUAUUAAAACAAAUAAAAUCGAUCCUAUUAAAGCUACAACA
Strigops habroptila (Kakapo) is the source of this 3655-nucleotide messenger RNA. RefSeq names its product phosphomannomutase 1 (gene PMM1). The record is from RefSeq and is a predicted model, not a curated record. NCBI's taxonomy places the organism in Eukaryota, Metazoa, Chordata, Aves, Psittaciformes, Psittacidae. Gene Ontology annotation, cellular component: cytosol. Gene Ontology annotation, biological process: GDP-mannose biosynthetic process; mannose metabolic process; protein N-linked glycosylation. The transcript is spliced from 8 exons. The coding region runs from base 37 to 813 and encodes 258 amino acids. Gene Ontology annotation, molecular function: phosphomannomutase activity.